Messenger RNA from Durio zibethinus, 1894 nucleotides. Its product is annotated as putative clathrin assembly protein At5g57200. Gene Ontology annotation, cellular component: clathrin-coated vesicle; clathrin-coated pit. The record is from RefSeq and is a predicted model, not a curated record. Gene Ontology annotation, biological process: clathrin-dependent endocytosis; vesicle budding from membrane; clathrin coat assembly. NCBI's taxonomy places the organism in Eukaryota, Viridiplantae, Streptophyta, Magnoliopsida, Malvales, Malvaceae. Gene Ontology annotation, molecular function: SNARE binding; clathrin heavy chain binding; 1-phosphatidylinositol binding.
AAUCAAAUACAUAGAAAAACAUUUCUUGAUCUUUCUUCUUUUUUUUUUGGACAAAAUAUUGUAGAAAUCCAUACUAAUUGUUAUCAAUUUUGGUUAGAAAUGUUUUUUUCUUUUCUUAUUUCUUGAAAAAGGAAAGGAGAAGAAGAAGAAGAGGAUGGGAACAUUUAAGAGUUUUAGACAGGCUUAUGGGGCUCUCAAAGACUCAACCAAGGUUGGCCUUGCAAAGGUCAAUAGCGAUUUCAAGGAUUUAGACAUUGCCAUUGUGAAAGCCACCAACCAUGUUGAAUGUCCUCCAAAAGAACGUCAUGUUCGAAAAAUAUUUUCAGCUACAUCAGUUGUACGACCACGAGCAGAUGUAGCAUAUUGCAUUCAUGCUUUAGCAAAGAGAUUAUCCAAGACGCGAAGUUGGAUUGUUGCUAUUAAGAUACUAAUAGUUAUUCAUAGAACAUUAAGAGAAGGUGAUCCUACUUUCAGAGAGGAGCUUCUAAACUACUCCCAUAGAGGACAUGUUCUCCAAAUAUCAAAUUUUAAAGAUGAUUCAAGCCCUCUUGCAUGGGAUUGCUCUGCAUGGGUUAGGACGUACGCACUUUUUUUAGAGGAAAGGCUUGAAUGCUUUAGAGUCUUAAAAUAUGAUAUUGAAGCAGAACGCUUGAUAAAAACAUCACCUGGUGGAAGCAAGGCAUAUAGUAGAACAAGACUUUUGGGUAGUGAUGAAUUAAUAGACCAAUUGCCUGCAUUACAACAACUUCUUUAUCGCCUUAUCGGCUGUCAGCCCGAAGGAGUGGCUUACAGCAAUUACCUUGUCCAGUAUGCCAUAACUCUGGUAUUAAAAGAGAGUUUCAAAAUAUAUUGUGCUAUCAAUGAUGGAAUUAUCAAUCUUGUGGAUAUGUUCUUUGAUAUGUCAAAACAUGAUGCAGUCAAAGCACUCAACAUAUACAAAAGAGCUGGUCAACAGGCAGAAAAUCUUGCUGAAUUUUAUGAAUACUGCAAAGGAUUGGAUCUUGCAAGGAACUUUCAGUUUCCAACAUUAAGACAGCCACCACCAUCAUUUCUUGCAACAAUGGACGAAUAUAUAAAAGAAGCUCCACAAACAGGUUCUGUCCAAAAUAGACUGGAAUAUCAAGAAAGAGAACAAUCACCCCCACCGCCAGAUGAACCGGUAGAAACAGCAAAAAACAAAGAAGAAAAAAUUGAUCAGGAGCAUAAAUCAUUGAUUGAUCAAGAAGAAGAGGCUCAACCUGAGGAGGAAUUGCAGGAACCUCAACCACUUAUAUCAACUGAAAAUAAUAUAGGAGAUUUGUUGGGUCUAAAUGAAAUCAAUCCAAAAGCUGUAGAGCUAGAGGAAAGCAAUGCAUUGGCUCUUGCAAUCGUUCCACCAGGCAAUGAUUCAGCAAAUCGUGGUUUAAGUGAAAUUGGUGGUACCGGAUGGGAGCUAGCACUUGUUACAACACCGAGCAACAAUUCAACUCAUGUGGUAGAAAGCAAAUUGGCGGGUGGAUUUGACAAAUUAUUACUAGAUAGCUUGUAUGAAGAUGAAGCUGCUAGGAGACAAAUACAGUUGACAAAUGCAGGAUAUGGAUAUGGACAAGAAGGUUUGGCUAUUGUGGAAAACCCAUUCCAGCAACAACAGCAUGAUCCGUUUAUAAUGUCAAACAACAAUGCACCCCUAACUAAUGUACAAAUGGCCUUGUUGGCUCAACAACAACAAUAUCAACAAGAGCCAAUGAUGUUACAACAACAACAUCACCAACAACACGUGACGAUGGUUCCUUACCAAUACCCUCAACAGCAACAGCAAAUGCAAUACAUGGGUUCUUCUAACCCAUUUGGAGAUCCAUUUUUUAAUUUCCCAACAACUUCAAAAUCCCAACCAGGAAGUCAUACACUGCUUUGA